Messenger RNA from Ctenopharyngodon idella (grass carp), 5814 nucleotides. RefSeq names its product gap junction protein gamma 1 (gene gjc1). Gene Ontology annotation, cellular component: connexin complex. NCBI's taxonomy places the organism in Eukaryota, Metazoa, Chordata, Actinopteri, Cypriniformes, Xenocyprididae. The record is from RefSeq and is a predicted model, not a curated record. The coding region runs from base 778 to 2211 and encodes 477 amino acids. Gene Ontology annotation, biological process: cell communication. The transcript is spliced from 3 exons.
GUGCAACCAUCCGUCAGGCUUCCCCUUCAGUUUUAAUACGCCGUAGCAUCUCUCAGACAAGGUCGUGCACUUUUGCCUUUCCCUGUGAUAAACAACCAAAAAAGUGGCGUGGGUCAGCCGUGCAAGCAGUCAUUGUGUCCCAACCUUCCCACGAGGAUGGAGAGGAGAUGCGGACACCGCUUGAAAUCGUAGUCAUUUAUUUUUGACAGAUAGUAGGAUGGAUAGUUCGCACGUGUUCACUGUAGUGAAUGACUUUAGGCGCGCGAUUGAAAAUGACACUGCAAGCGCGACAGAAUAUAUCUCCAGGUAAAUACGGGCACGAGACUAGCUCGCGCUAGACGCGCGAAAAUGAACUCAACGACGAGCGAGUAUCGGCAGUGAUUUCUUCAAAAUGACUGAAAUUAUCCAAAUGAAAUUAUGAACAGAAAGACAGAUUGCAGACGAACAUUAACAACACUCGCAAUACGUCGUAAAAUAGCGCUUGUUACCGAACAGUAUGUUAAAAUCGGACAAUUUCAGUCACGCUCUGAGGUCUCGUGAAGGGUUCAACGGUGACAAGACAGAGACGGAGGCGAGUUCGACAACGGACGACUUGGGCAGCGAUUAAAAUACUGGGACCUUCCGUCAUUUGACCGGGCAUCCUUCUCCAUAAAAUAAUCAUCACAGACUCGCAGAGCGCCUCGUUGGUCUAAAAUUCACGGAGUGACAGAAAUGGCUUCUCAGAGUCUGUGAGCUGUGCAGUGUGGGACGCUGUCUGCCCCGUUGUCAUCAGACGUCAUGAGCUGGAGCUUCCUGACGCGUCUGCUGGAGGAGAUCCAGCACCACUCCACGUCGGUGGGGAAACUCUGGCUCACUACGCUAGUUGUCUUCCGCAUCGUGCUGACUGCGGUGGGCGGCGAGUCCAUAUACUACGAUGAGCAGAGCAAGUUCGUCUGUAACUCGGGCCAGCCGGGAUGUGAGAACGUCUGCUACGAUGCCUUCGCACCACUCUCGCAUGUGCGAUUCUGGGUUUUUCAGAUCAUCCUGUCCGCCAUGCCCUCUCUGCUCUACAUGGGCUAUGCUGCCAAUAAGAUCUCCCACAACGAGGACUUGCGGGGCGGCACAGGGGCCGGCGCUCCAGCAGCAGGUGAUUCGGCAGGGGGCGGAUACACCCAGCGCAGACCGAGAAAGAUGUACUUUGGGGCACGGCAGCAUCGACCAGGACACGAGGAUGGGGAAGAGGAACGUGAGGAUGACCCCAUGAUUUACGAAGUGCCUGAGAUAGACAACACGCGUCGGGAGUUGGUGCCACCACGACCCAAACCCAAAGUGCGUCACGACGGACGUCGUCGUAUCCGAGAUGAUGGCCUGAUGCGAGUGUAUGUGUUACAGCUGCUGACGCGCUCCGCGCUGGAGGCUGGCUUUCUGGCGGGACAGUACCUGUUGUACGGUUUUCGUGUGGAACCAAUUUUUGUGUGCUCAGAUAAGCCCUGCCCGCACAGUGUGGACUGCUUCAUCUCACGUCCUACCGAAAAGACCAUCUUCCUCCGAAUCAUGUACGGCGUCAGCUGCCUUUGUCUGCUGCUAAACCUGUGGGAAAUGAUUCAUCUCGGAGUGGGAACCAUCGGCGAUGUACUGCGCAAGCGAAACACAGCAUCCACUGAUGAUGAGUAUCAGCUUGGCCUGCUUGCGGCAGGGGGCGUGUCUGUCGGAGUAGGCGGGCCCUCGCUCAGCGAGGGGGAACCAGGAGGUGGGGUUGGGGGUGGUGCUCGAGAAGCGGACUAUGUUGGUUAUCCCUUUUCCUGGAACACCCCUUCUGCACCACCAGGCUACAACAUCGUGGUGAAGCCCGAGACGAUGCCGUACACAGACCUGAGCAACGCCAAGAUGGCGUGCAAGCAGAACCGUGCCAAUAUUGCACAGGAAGAACAGCAGCAGUACGGCUCCAAUGAGGACAACUUCCCAUCUGCAGGUGAGGCGCGGCCGCCACCCAUCAACAAAGAUGUGAUACAAUUAGAGGCGGCAAUUCAAGCCUAUACCUUGCAGCACAAUGCUAGCAAUAACCACGAUGAGCUCAAUGACACUAAUGACAUCGACGAGAAGCCUCAGAGUAACAUCACCACAGUACCACAGAAGGAGCGAAAACAACGGUCCAAGCAUGGGAAAUCUGGGAGCGCUGGGAGCAGUAGCAGCAGCAAAUCAGGAGAAGGCAAACCAUCUGUCUGGAUCUGACAUUUACACACAAACCUGAACAUUUCAAAUUUGUGGGCACACUCUCAUCCAUUUCUACAUGUUUUCUAGACACAAAAUAUUGUGUGUAUCCCACAGAUUACAAAGACUGCGCAUUCGCAAUUGGAAAAUAUGCUGUAUAUAUAUUUUUAAAUGCUUUCAGUGCCUUAAAGAAACUCCAUGAAUAAGAUGGAUUUUUCUUCCUUUUUCUUGAUCUUCCUAAAAUAAUCUUGUGUUCUCAAGAUUAUGUUGAGCUCUAAGAACAUUCCCUCAUAAUCCAGAAAAACCGAUCCGUUUUCAAAGUUUGGAACUAUUCAGUGAGUUACUCAGUGAGAGAAAGUCUUCCUGAUGGAUCCCUUCGGAAUGGUGAUGACACUACAAUCCGAUUCCAAGCCAGCUGUCUUCCUCUUUCCAGUGUUAAACAAUAACUUUUACAUUACAAUGCUAUAACAAUGCAAUGAUGCAAUGGUACACUGUGGUCUUGAAGACCCAACAGAACUGAAUGGUCCUGUGGAAUAAGCUGAUAAGCUGUAAUCUAUAUUUACAAACACAUUCAGUGCAAUUUUUGGUCACACUCAGAGCUAUGGGUGAUAAGAGGCAUCAGUGCGAUGACUUUCAGUUCUAGAAAUUCCCACAGUUUCGAGAACUCUGUAGUUUUUCUAGCCACAAAGACUUGGGAUAUUCAGUUGAUGGAUCCACAUCCUACUCUGUUCUUGUACUAUCCCCUAGUGGUGAAGGAAGCAGUUGCAGUCUAGUCUUAUCAGCCAUAUAAAUAUAUACAGGGUUCCCACAGUCCUGGAAAACAUGGAAAUAACAUGGAAUUUUGAAAGUGUGAUUUCCAAGCCUGAAAAAAAAAAAAAAAAAAUCAUGGAAUUUCAUUUUAAAAAAUAUAAACGAAAAGAAAAUUAGAAGGUAAUUCAUUUAAGUGCUCAGUUUUCUUGGUUGUUUCUUUUGAUAGAAAUAACUCUUUUUGAGUUCAGCAGUCAUUAUAAACAUUUUUUUUUUUUUUUUAUCUGUGUGCAGUAAUUGAAUAGUGAAUGGAAAAGUUAAAAGGAAAAUAUCAUGGAUAUUCAUUGGUCCUAAAGGGUGGGAACCCUGUACAUUAAGGUGCAUAUGAACAUUUUUCAUUAAGAUUCCCAGGUGAAAAAAAGUACACUUCCAUAAUGUACGUAUAAAUAGAGCAUAAAGUGCUCUAUGUUCAUGCACUAAUUUUGUGCUUAAAGGCCCACUGAAGUGCCUUGGAACGUGCAGCUUUAUUCACUGUGUUGAUGUAAUUUCCAAUGAAACAGAAAGACAGGGUGGGAUAUAUCUAGAAGCUCCUCCUCUUUUUUUCAAAAUAGCUAAUAGCGUUUCGCCUAGAUCACAGCUUGGCCAGAGCCGUUGAGCUCAUAAAACCCAAUUUUCCUCAUAAUCUCUAACCGUUUUUCCUCCAUAUUUCAUUGAGAUAUAGCAUUGUUUGUAUAAUUCAAAUGUGUCUAAAUGUUUUGUGGUCUGAGCCGAUUCGCACGUAUAGAGCUAGACCGGAGCAGACUGUGCUCAAGCUGCGGCGAUUCACGUGACACUAACACGAAAACGGACUUCGGUUGGUUUAUAGUUUAGGAGGGGCGGGACUUCAGAUUCUAGAGAGCAUUUGAUUGGACAGAAGAUUUGAUGAGAAGCUGAAGUGCGAUGUGAUGUCAUGAAAAUCCAUGAUCCAUUUUAGCGGAAGUGAAAGACUUGCUUAUAUCUCCUAAAUGCGAAUUUUGUCAUUGUUUUGGAACACACCAGCUUAUUCAUAACCUUAAGGUUAACAUAUUCAUACUAAAAGCUAAAAAACCUUAAAUUUUGAUUUCAGGGGGACUUUAAUAUACUAAAAAUUCUUCUUUAGUACUUCUUAAGAAGAAGUUCAUAUUCAUGGUGUCUCAAAAUAACAGAGUUUAGUACACUUAGAUGUUCUUAAGAUUAUCUAACUUAAGAAGAAUUUUUAGUAUAUUAAGUACAAAAUUAGUGCACGAAAAUAGAGCACUUUAAGUACUUUAUGGAAGUAUACUUUUUUUUUUUCUCCUGGGUUGACUUGACAGAAACUCACUGUGCAUUGUUGCUAUUGAUCUAGUGAACAUGUACUGUAUUUGUGGGAACAUCCUCUGGCUCUAAGAGACUUGAUAUAUCCAAUCCAAGUAGCAGGUCUAACUUGGUCCAAAUGGAGCUUGAGAGUUUAACAGUGCAAUCAAUGUAGACAUCCAAGAUACACACAUACAGUCUCAUGCACACAGUGUUAAGAGUCUUCCAUUUUCUCUCAUACUGCCACAUUCCAACUUGCGAGACUUUUGCCUUUAUGUGGGAUGUUUCAUUUUGUGACGAUUGCCAUUGGAGACCAAAUACUGUUUGUCACAAUAAAGACAUCAAGCCACUAUGCAGUCAUGCGGACAGAGAAAAACACGCCAUAGAACACCAUUGUGUGUGCCUGCGUGUGUGCGCGCUUGCGUGUGCUGUAGCUGAGGAUGAGGAAGUGGGGGAGUGAUUGCAUGAGUGCAUGUGAGAAAUUUUUGAUUAACAAAUUAAAGAAAUAAAAGAGAAUCCCUUUACAUAUCAGCAUUUCAGCAGUAUUUAUUAAUGCUGAAGAUUGUGGCAUUAGAUUUGUGGUUUCUAUAAGCGAGACUUGACUUGUUUGUAUUUUUAAACAUCAAUUAGAUUUCUUUUUUUAUUAGCUUUUUUAAUACAAGGAACUCGACAGUACCCAUAUGAUUUGAUUAUUACAAAAAAAUACGUUUUGUAGGAUGGAUUUUUUAUGAUUUUGUUGCCUUUAAUUGUAGCAAAACAAUUUUAUGUAUGUACUUGUAGUCAACCAGUUCAGACAUUUCCCAUUGUGUUCAGUGAAUCCUUUUUUUAUAGUCAUAAUCAAUACCUUCAAAUAUGAUUUUGCAUGGGAGCGAAAAUAGGAAUGUUUUAGGGGAAUUUCCACAGCACUCUUUCCAGUGGAAAACUGUACACAAAAAGGAUUCUUCAAUGUAACUACUUUGACCUUUUCUGUGUGGGUGCAUGUUGGAGUUUCUAGCAGCUGUAUAUAUUUGAGCGCUCCAGAUGGAGUGAGUAUAAGAGACCCCUCUGCCCCACAUCUGAGCACCACUGCGUGUGUUUGCGUUUGCGUUUAAUAUGUGAGUGUGUGGAGUCAGGGUUAGCCGAGGUAAUCCUCAAGAAAAGCCUCUCUCGUACUUUUGUCAGCUGUCUGAGAAAGAGAAACUGAAGUAGUAAGCUACUUUACUCCAGAGUUUGACACAUCACUUUGAAAGCAAGUCUUCUCAGCAGGUCACAAUGAAGUGUGAAGGCAUUCUUCUUACUGACGGGCAUGUGUGAGUGUGAGAGCAUGCGUUUCUAUUUAUUGUCCUUUCCUGGUUAUCAUCAAGCCAGUAAUGUGUUUGAUAAGACCUUUGUUUUGUCCUGACUGGUAUGUGUUUCUAUAAAUGUUGUCACUGUGUUUGAACAUGAGGGAGAAAAAAUGCUUUUAAUGUGCCAAGCUGGAUUGUCCAGCAAUGUACAAUUAUUUCCAAUUUUUGAAAACCCUCUCUUUGAAUUUGGAAAUGCAUGUUCAGAGCUAUUUUGUUAAUAAAAUGAAAUAAAUGGGAAUUA